This is a messenger RNA of Paramecium pentaurelia, 914 nucleotides long. NCBI's taxonomy places the organism in Eukaryota, Ciliophora, Oligohymenophorea, Peniculida, Parameciidae. The record is from the annotation of a GenBank genome assembly.
AUGCCUCAAUUAUUUAUUGCAAUAGAAAUAUUGAUUUUGGGAGGUCUUUCAAUAAUUGGAUGCUCUUUUGUAAUAUAUUGUUAUUGGAAAUUUAAUGUGUUGAGAACAGAUCAAUUAAAAAUAGUUAUACAUAUCAUAAUAUUCGACCUAAUAUAAUAGAUUUUAUUAUUUUCAUCUGCAGUAGCAUUUCUAGUGAUAGACAACUAAGAAUUUAAAUUGAGUGAUUAUCCAAUCAUAUGUUAUGGAUAAGCUGCAUUAUUAUAAUAUUCUUUAUUGGCAAGUACAGCAUGGACAACUUUAAUAGCAAAUAAUCUUUACAGAACAGUUAAAUAUGGAGAUCGAACAUAUCGUAAGAUGGUAUAUUCGAUGAUAGGAUUUUUGUUUCCUUUAAUAAUGUCAUUAUUGUAAAUAAAUAUAAUUAUGAAGUGAUGAAGACCAUUUGCAUUUGAUGCUUAUGGAGUUUCAGCAGCAUUUCCAAUGAGCAUGUGUUCAUUUAAUUCAAAUAAACCAAAAAUUAGAUAUUUUAUUUUGGUUUUUUAAGAUGUACCUAUAUGGUCAACAUUUGUUUAUAAUGCAAUAAUAUUUACUUUAGUGAUAAAGGAACUUUAUGAUCAUCUUGGAAGUAAAUGUUUAGCAGAAAAUAAGCAAAUAUUUUUAUUAUUUUUGUAUCCAUUUUUGGUAGCUGUGUGUUGGGGAAUGGUAAAAAUUAAUAUUAGAUAGAAUAGCCAGCAAUGAUUAAUUAAUUUAAAGUAGAUGCAACAGUAUGGCCAAUAAUUUCAUUUGGUUUUGGGAGUUUAAUAGGUUUAUUGGAUUCAUAUUUAUAUUGUUAUUUAAGUUUAGUAAGGAGUGUUAAAUGGGUUGGGUUCAGUUUAGAAUUAAAAAUAGAAUCAAUAGAGAUGUCUCCUUUAAAGUGA